Lytechinus pictus (painted urchin) is the source of this 3880-nucleotide messenger RNA. Its product is annotated as 2-Hydroxyacid oxidase 1-like. The transcript is spliced from 8 exons. NCBI's taxonomy places the organism in Eukaryota, Metazoa, Echinodermata, Echinoidea, Temnopleuroida, Toxopneustidae. Gene Ontology annotation, molecular function: oxidoreductase activity; FMN binding. The coding region runs from base 69 to 1244 and encodes 391 amino acids. The record is from RefSeq and is a predicted model, not a curated record.
GAGCAAAGGAAGAGCAAAGUACGAUUCCGUAUUUCGAAGUGCAUUGUCAAUACCAAACAUGAGUAUUAAUGUUAUACCUCAGUCUGCAUGGCACAAGUUCGUUCAAUAUGUCGGAUGUCCUUGACAAACCUCGCAACAUCCAGCAGUACGAAGAUGGAGCGCAGAAGGUCUUGCCUCCAUCAUACUUUCGACAUUAUAACUACCCAGGGCCUGCCGGUCAGACAUACAAUGACAACAAAGCUGCAUUCAAAAGGUAUAGAUUCCGACCGCAUCUCUUGAAUGACGUGUCCACUCGCCAUUUGUCAACUUCUAUUCUUGGGGAAACGGUGUCGAUUCCCAUCGGCAUAGCACCCACUGCUACACAGAGAUUUGCACAUAAAGAUGCAGAAGUUGGAAUGGCAAAAGGAGCAGAGGCAGUCGGUGGGAUCAUGAUCCGGAGCAGUUAUGCCAACAAAUUUCUGAAGGAGAUAAGGGCAAGUGCUCCAGGAGUUGUCCUGUGGCAAAACGUUUACAUUUGGAAAGACCGUCGUUAUACCGAGGCGCUCAUCAGGAAAGCAGAGGAGGCGGGGUGCAAGGCGUUGGUGAUCACAGUGGAUUCACCCAGUACUGGAGUUGACACGUCGGAUUUCUAUAGAAACUACAUGAUUUAUAAUCAUGAAGAAUGCAGACAGUCCGAGAUAGACCUAGAUCUGGAAGAACAACAAGAAGCAAAGAAAAGAGGAGACCCUAAUCUAAUAAUGUUCUUUACGGCUCAGAAAGAUCCCAGUAUUACAUGGAAAGACAUUACUUGGGUUAGGUCACUCACCUCACUUCCUAUCGUGUGCAAGGGUAUAUUGACAGCUGAAGCAGCGACUCAAGCCGUUAAUGCAGGAGCCAACGGUAUCAUCGUUUCCAGCCAUGGUGGACGUCAAUUGGACGGGGUACCUGCACCGAUCGAUGCAUUGGCUGAAGUAGUAGAAGCAGUUCGUGAACGUAACGUAGAGGUAUACAUGGACGGAGGGAUACGGAAUGGAACCGAUGUCCUGAAGGCUCUUGCAAGAGGGGCAAAGGCAGUAUUUGUAGGAAGGCCUGCUAUAUGGGGAUUGGCUUGCGGGGGAGCUUCUGGAGUAGAAAAUGUGUUGAGAAUCUUACGCAAUGAACUGGAUUUUGCCAUGAGUCUUUGUGGUUGCCCAGACGUGAAUAACUUACCAAAGGAUAUUGUUGUGCAUGAGUCUUUCUACCAUUCUCCAAAGCACAAAUUGUGAUUUAAUAUUUCCUAAUAAUAGAUUAAGGAACAUGCUCCUCCUAAGGAUCGGUGAAUCCCUCAAAGUGUUGAUCCCUAUUUCAGUUCAUUCCAACAGUAUUGUGAAAGUCACUACAGGAACCAGUUUGGUAAAAAAAUGUUAUAAUGAAUUCUAACAACAAUUUAAAGCUGUUUAAUUCAUUCAAUAUAAUUGGCUGAUCAUAAUCUUGCUAUAGUAACUGAAUUUGUCACGUUUGUGAAUAUAAAAAGUGUUUAUGAUACGACCCCUGGGUCUCGUCUUACAAAGAGUUGCGAUUGAUACGAUCAACCUCAAUUCUAUGGAAACCCAUCAUUGUCAUAAUAUUUUCUACAAGAAGAUUGAACAAUGCCCUUUGUAAACAAAUUAAAUUGAAGCACAAUGAAUUUUCAAGAAAACAAUGAAUGCAUGAAUCUACAUCAUACAUGUAGUUGGAAAACAUUUUGAACAAUAGAUGUUGACGUGCUGGCUUUCCAUAGUUGUGGUUGAUUGGAUCAAUCGCAACUCUUUGUAAGACGGGGCCCUGGAGUGAACAUGGUUUCAUGCAAUGUGUUUACUGCGUGUUCUCAGUGUUUUUACAAAGCCCGGGGGGCCACUUCCAUUGACGAGUGGAUACCGUGCGCGACCACGGGGUCUCGAAAAGCACCCUAAACACGUAUUUUCCAUAUUCUGAAAAUGCACCCCUUAACAAGUAUUGGCGUGUGAAACCCUGCCCUUAACAAGUAUUGGAAACAAAUACUAUUGGCAAGUAUUCCCAGAACUGAGCCCCUAAACAAGUUUAUCCUCCCCGCAUAUUUGACCCUAAACACGUAUAUUUUUCCGAGCGAAAUAAAUACCCUUUUUCAAUAUUUUUGUGUUUUUGACACCCUUAUCACGUUACAUACGUAUCCACUCGUCAAUGUAAGUGCCCCCCCCCCCCCGGGUUACAAAGCGGACUGUGUGGUGAUGUGACUCACACGAUUAAAAUACGGUGAAGACAAUUCCACACCAGACACCUAGUGUGUUCACAGCAUGGACCAUGUGAAAAUGUGAUCCACGUUGUUCUAAUGCUCAAACUUAAAGGACAAGUCCACCCCAACAAAAAGUUAAUUUGAAUAAUAAGAGAGAAAUCCACCAAGCAUAACACUGAAAAUUUCAUAUGAAUCGGAUGUAAAAAAAGCCCGGGAAAAUAAGAAAGUUAUGACAUUUUAAAGUUUCGCUUAAUUUCACAAAACAUUUAUAUGCACAUCCUGGUCGGUAUGCAAAUGAGGAGACUGAUGACGUCAUCCACUCACUAUUUCUUUUGUAUUUUAUUACAUGGAAUAUGCCUAUUUUAAUUUUCUCCUCAUUGUCAAGUGAAACAACGACUAAUUCCUCCCUGAACAUGUGGAAUUAGCAUUGUUUAAUACUAUAUAGUUCAGUCAAGUUUGUCAGUCCCUAUUGUCAAAUUUGUUUUAAAAGAUGAAAUAUUGUAUAAUUCAAACAAUAAAAAACAAAAGAAAGAGCGAGUGAGGGACAUCAUCGACUGUCUCAUUUACAUGUCACUGAGUUGUGCAUAUCCCUGUUUUGUGAGUUGUGCAUAUCCCUGUUUUGUGAAAAAUAAGCGAAACUUUAAAAUUUCUGAACUUUCUUAUUUUACAUCCGAUUUUGAUGAAAUUUUCAGCGUUAUAUACUAGUGUGAUUUUCUCUGUUUAUUCAAAUCAACAUUUUUAUGUGGUGGACUUGACCUUUAACAGUAGGAAGAUGAUUUCAUACUGUGCUCAUAUGAACACAAUGUGGAACGUUGUGUUCUUCCUAGCAAAGGUGCCUGUAUUAAACUUUGAAAGUAUGAUUAUAUUAUAUAACUUGCACUUUAGUAGAGUGGGUGCAUUUACGAAUUUAAAAAAAAAUAGAACAAAGAAAAAUAACCGUCCUUUUUUUUCAAUUUUCAGAGGCUUGGAAUUGCAAUAUACCUCAGAAUAUACUAUUUGUUUGUAGCUUUCCGAAAAUUAUGUAUGUAUGUAAUCACUAAAGUUGUCAAGUAAAAUGGCUAGUUGAAAAUAAAUAUAUAAUCACUGCCGAGAGAGUACACUUAUAAUGCCUUCAAAUGUAAAGUUCAGAUGUUCACAAAGAAUCAACAGGUAAAAAAACAACGAUUUAAAGGUCACUUCACUUGUCUUAGAUCAAAGUAUUGAUGAUAAUCCAAUAUAAUUCGUAUUAUUGAAUCUUUAUCAAAUCUUUAGACAGUUGGUGACUUCGACAUCAUAAAAGUUAGCAGACAACUUUGCUUUAAAGAGGAGCAACAAGAUAAUUUUAAAGAUACUUAUUUGUAGAUAUCUGUUCAUCAUUUCAUCCUUAUUUUUUCAGUUUUUAUAGCAAUGAUACGCAAGAAUAGAUUCAAGAAUCGACAGUGUAAAUUUCCGCAAAGAUGUUUUUCAACAUGUUGUAUAUUUAAUGUUACAUAAUUAUAUUUUAGUAAGACUUAUAAUUGAAAUAUUACAUAUCGACGUGAAAAAAGGAUUACAUUAUUUUAAUGUAGAAAAUAAUGUAUAUUGGUAAUUUAUUAGAAUUGCAUCAAAUGUCAUGGAUGAUUAAAUUUCAUUGCUAAUUUGCAAUACAACUGUGGUACAUUCCGCAAUUACAAUAGAAAUAUGUGUAGAAUG